AUGCAGCCGAAUAGCGCUAUCAGUCAUCAUGGGCGCCAGACGCUCGAGUCGCUGUACCCACAGGCCCGGAAGCUCCAAUUUGAGCUCAAGAUGCAGAUGAGCUACUUGGAUACUGGUCGCACGGGCGGCGCGACGAACGAGGGACUGCAGGCCGAAGCCCGUGCGAAUUUGAGCACAUUAGAGCAGCUCCAGUGGCAAUUGGACUCGCUGCUGCAGCAAAGCCGCGACGCUGCGGCAAUCGACACGUGGACAAAGAAGCUGCAGCAGCUGCGGAGCGAGACGCGGGCACUGGGCAGCACUUUGGAGCAACAGGUCUAUAGCAGCAGUCGACGGGCGAUGGAGGCGCGCGAGCGGGAGAGUCUCAUGAACAGACGCAAUGGCGGCUUUGAUAGUGGCAAUGGCGCGCUCUACGCGGCGCAAGAGUCGGAGAGUUUGCAGCGAUCGUCGCAAAUGGUCUCGGACUUGACGAGUCUAUCGCAGUCGAUCUUAGGCGAUCUCAGCGAGCAACGCAGUCGACUCAAGAACGUCCGCACGAAGCUGCUGGAUGUUGCAAAUUGGUUGGGUCUCUCGAGCUCGCUCUUGCGCGUGAUUGAGCGACGCGACACGGUGGACUUUUGGAUCGUCAUCGGCGGCAUGUUCGUGACACUCGCGUUCUUCUUUCUGUGCUAUACGUACGCCACCUCAACCUAA
This is a messenger RNA of Hyaloperonospora brassicae, 690 nucleotides long. NCBI's taxonomy places the organism in Eukaryota, Oomycota, Peronosporomycetes, Peronosporales, Peronosporaceae. The record is from the annotation of a GenBank genome assembly.